AGUCAAAGUCAGCAGACAUGAAGGAAGCAGCUGCUCAGCGUCUGAUCUUUCUGAUCUCACUGCUGUUCUGGACAUCAGGUCAAGUCCUCCCAGUUCGUCUGACUGUGAGUCCCAGCAGAUCUCAGUUCUUUCAAUAUGAAUCAGUGACUCUGAUCUGUGAGGAUGAAAACAGAUCUGAUGGAUGGACUGUGAGGAGAAACACAAGCAGAGACACCAGGAACCGAUGUGGAGAUGAUGGAUUUGGUAGUUCAGCUGGUUCUGCCUGCAGCAUCAGAACCUUGUUUGAACAUGACACUGGUCUGUACUGGUGUGAGUCCAUGUCUGGAUCCUCCAGCAGCAGCAGCAGCAUCCAGCUCUCUGUCUCUGGUGGAUCAGUGAUCCUGCAGAGUCCUGUCCUCCCUGUGAUGGAGGGAGAUGACGUCACUCUGAGCUGCAGAGCAAAGAAUCCAACCCACAACCUCCCAGCUGCUUUCUAUAAAGAUGGCUCCUUCAUUGGUAAUGAAACUACUGGCAACAAGAUUCUCAACUCAGUGAAGAAAUCUGAUGAAGGCCUCUAUAAAUGUAAUGUCAAAGGUCAUGGAGAGUCUCCAUCCAGCAGGAUCUCUGUCAAAGAGAAACCUCCAACCACCUGUCCACCUUCCUCCUCCUCCUCUUCCUCAGAGAAACUCACCAACAUCUCUGACUCUACAGUCACACCUGGUCCAGGUUCUUCCUCCAUCCUUCCCAUUGUUGGAUCUGUUAGUGGUUUGGUUAUCCUGGUGUUGCUGGUUGUUGUGGUUUUACUGGUGAGACGACUUCAUAACAAACCUAAAGGUGAUGAAGGAGGAAGAGGAGAGGAUGACAUCACUUCCAGAAACAUCAGGAUCUCCAAAGGCAGCAAAGCAACUGCAGUUUAUUCAGCAGUAAAAACAGGAGAAGUGACUUAUGGAGAGAUAAUCAUGAAUGAGAAGAAGAAGAAACCGAAGGCCAGAGAGAAUCAACCAGACCCAAAUCUUCUCUACUCCUCAGUGAGGUCGCCCAGAGUUGACCUCUGACCUCCAGCAGCUGUUAGCUUCUCAUCGCUGAGUCAGAUCUACUGGGAUUUAGCUGGACUGGUUUCCAGUAGCAGCUCAGGAAACCAGUAGCAUGAGCUAAGUGUUGCAUUCAGAGACUGGGCUAACGGCUAACAGCAGCCCAAGCUAACAACAAGCUAACAACAAGCUAAUUCUUUGCUUUUUAUGUAUUUUAACUGAGCAGCAACAUGUUGACCAGCAGAGGAAAUAAAACAUUUCAUUCCAGCAGCUGUUACUGUGCGGCGGCCAUGUUGGAUUUUAAGCUUUGGGUUUAAAUGUUUGAAUGUUUUUAAUCUGGAAAUUUAAAGUUUCAGAUUAGCUUCAUGCUAAUUUAGCUUCUGAAGAUGGAAAGGAUUUUAUUUUAAACUUUACAAUAAAUAAUUUCCUGGUGUCUCAGAAUUUGCAUCAAAUAAUAAAUGAAUGAAUUUAUUCUGUUUUUUAUGUAACUUUAAUGUCAUGUUAGUCUCAGGUUUAGAGGUGAUUUUAUAAUAAUUUAAUUUCUACUAAACUCUUGUUUGUGUUUAGUUCAGAGACAACAGAUGUCAUUUUGUUACUGUUACCCUGAACAGAUUGAAUUACAAUAUAAAUCUUAAUUUACUGAUAAAACAGCAGAAAAUGAGUUAAUGGUGAAAACUGAAGAUUCUGCUGUUAUUUGAUCAGCUUUAAAUCCAGACAUGGUGGCUGAAGCUGAACAUCAGAGUCUGAUUUAUCCUGAUGGAUGAGAAGCUGGAGAUCCUAAAAUACUGAUUUCACUCAGACAUGAAGCUUCUUUAAAACUGUUUCAUGAACUAAAAGAGGAUUUUCAGUUUUUAUCAGCUCUGAGUUCAGAUGGAGGUUUUAUUUACAGCUGAGAGCUUCAGUGAUGAAGGAGUGAUGAAGAGGAGGCUGAUCUCACUCAGCUUCAUCACUCAGGUUGAGAUCAGCCUGACUGAUAAUAUGACCUGAACUUUAAGUCUUUUAUUUCAUCAUCUAACUUCUGGUUUCAGUAACUUAAUGCAGCCUGUAGAUAAACCAACAUCAGCAGCAGAAACUCGGCUUCUUGUCUCACUGUUUCUGUUUUUCUCCUCAUUGUGGAAAAAGUUUGACCUUUGACCUUCUUCUUCCCAUCGUUGCUUCAGGCUCUGAUGUUUCCAGACUUUUCUUCAUCUGUUGGCUCCUUUAAUCAGCCAUCAGGUUAAAUCAGCUCCUUUUAGCCUCUCAGUUUUCACCAUAACUCCACAUUUAUGGUUAUUUUUAACAUCUAAAAUCAGAAAAUCACAUGUUGCAGCUGCUAGCUGAACAUUUCUGCUCAUUUUUUCUGAUCAUAAUUUUAGCAGCGAACCGUUUUUCUCCUCUGUGGUGAAAUGUGUUUAUUGUUGCUGAUAGAGACGAGAAGCCGAUCAGUUCCUCUUCUCUACAUGAUUUAUAUUUAGUGAUUAAAAAACUGUGAAAACUU
Messenger RNA from Xiphophorus maculatus (southern platyfish), 2487 nucleotides. RefSeq names its product high affinity immunoglobulin gamma Fc receptor I-like. Gene Ontology annotation, biological process: cell surface receptor signaling pathway. The record is from RefSeq and is a predicted model, not a curated record. The transcript is spliced from 9 exons. Gene Ontology annotation, molecular function: transmembrane signaling receptor activity. Lineage: Eukaryota; Metazoa; Chordata; Actinopteri; Cyprinodontiformes; Poeciliidae. Bases 18 to 1034 code for a protein of 338 amino acids.